Messenger RNA from Eimeria maxima, 1311 nucleotides. RefSeq lists its product as hypothetical. The record is from RefSeq and is a predicted model, not a curated record. Bases 1 to 1311 code for a protein of 436 amino acids. Lineage: Eukaryota; Apicomplexa; Conoidasida; Eucoccidiorida; Eimeriidae. The transcript has 9 exons.
AUGGGUGGGCCGCGCGGACCGGAGGAGCUAUCAGAUUCGUUAAUGAAUCCUUCAGUACCAAGACAACAUAUCACUAGUGUGGACCGCUUGCAUGUAAGUGGCCUGAACUUAGAGGCUGCUGCUGCUUCUCUGUGUCGUCUCUAUCGUUUGCACGCUCCUAGCAGCAGCAGCUGCUGCUGUAGCAGCAGCUACAGCAGCAGCAGCAGAAUGGGUGGUGCUGCGCUGCUGUUAGCCCCUGAGAGGGGAGCAACAGACACUACACUACAAUCCGAGGCGGAGGCACUCGUCUCAGCAGCAGCAUUAUUAUCCUCUAUUUUAAAUGAUAUAAGAACAGAGGAGCACCAAAACAAAUGCAGCAACAGCAGCAGCAGCAGCAGCAGCAAGGAUACAGAAGAUAUACAAAGGAGCCACCAGCGAUUUUCCCACCUUGCCCAGGCACUUGCACUGCUGCUAGAACUCCAGCAGCAGCAGCAGCAACAGCAGCAGCUACAGCAGCACCAGCAGCAGCAACAGCAGCAGCAGCACGAAUACAGUGCGUCGCGCUGCUGUUGCUUCUAUUGCUGCAGAGAAGGAGAAGAUUUGCCAGAGGCAAGUGUAACUGCCGCUACCAAGGAGAAGCAGCAGCAGCAGCAGCAGCAACAACAACAACAACAACAACAGCAGCAACAGCAGCAGAAGCAGCAACAGCAACAACCACAGCGAGUGGUUCUUCUUGCUGCUGCUGCUGCUGCAGCAGCAGCAAGAAGAACCACUGCUGUUAUUGCCUUAGCCCCUCCCUCUUUCUUAGGUCCAGUAGGCUCUCUUCUUACGUUGCUGCUGCAGCAGCAGCAGGUGCUGCAGGAGCAUGCAGAGCAGCAGUUGCUGCAGAAACAGGAGCAGCUACUGCUGCAGCAGCAGCAGCACCUGCUGCAGCAACCUGCUGCCUCCGUUCCUGUACGGGUUGGCCUUCUUUUUGUUAGUGAGGAUGCGGAUACAAAUGAUUUCACUGAGGAUCCUGCUGCUGCAGCAGCAGCAACAGGGGCAACAACAGCAGCAACAACAACAACAACAGCAGCAGCAGCAGCAGAAAAACCAAACGCAGCAGCACCUCUAGCAGCAGUGUACAGCAGCCUUCGUGUCUGCGCCGUGCAGCUGCUUACAAGGCCUGCUCAUUGUGCUGCUGCUGCUGCUGCUGCUGCUGUUUCCUCAGCUAUGGCCUUCCCUUCUGCCAUCGUUCCAUCAUACAGCUCCACUCUCUGUCUUCAUAUUGGCUUUCGGCAUUUUGAAGUUGCUGACCGCCACGGCUGCUCAUUUUAUGCGAGACAAGUAUAA